AUGGAUACUGCUAAGUGGUCGCAGGUUAUUGAAAGAAAGCCAAUAAUUAGGCCACAAAAAGACUGUCCAAGAUGCAAUUCUCCUAACACAAAAUUCUGUUAUUACAACAAUUAUAGUUUGUCUCAGCCAAGACACUUUUGUAAGACUUGUAGAAGGUACUGGACUGAAGGGGGUACUUUAAGGAAUAUUCCGGUGGGUGGCAGUUCACGAAAGACCAAGAAAUCGUCGUCAACAUCAUCAUCAAAGAAGCUUCCUGCAGAUCUUAGCUUAUAUCAGCCUUCUGAUCAAAACCCUAAGACUUAUGAGGGUCAGAAUUUGAAUCUAGCUUAUCCAUCUACCAAUAGGGUUCCUGGAUUUGUUGCUUUACCUUACAGAGAUGACUGUAAAACCCUAAAUUCCCCAUACCCUAAUAUUUCUUCCUUAUCAUCUUAUAAUCCGGUGAUGGAAUUUCUCUCAUCCAGCGAAUUGAUCAGUUCUCAUCUUAUGUCCAUUCCAGUUUCGGGUUCGGGUUCUAACACAAUGUAUCCUUCAUCUGAAUUUCCUCUGCAUGGACUCAGAUUGCCAAGCCUUAAUCUUUCCUCAGAUGGGCUUGAAAAUGGUUAUGGAAAUAUGGGAGGUAGUUUUCAAAAUACAAACCCUAAAUUCCCGUUCCUUAUUGGGGGUUCAAAGUCCGAAUUCGAGCAGGAUAGAGGGCUGGGAGAAUCCAUCAAUGGUCCAUACUGGAACAAAAUGUUGGCUGGAGGAUCGUGGUGA
This is a messenger RNA of Fraxinus pennsylvanica, 753 nucleotides long. Lineage: Eukaryota; Viridiplantae; Streptophyta; Magnoliopsida; Lamiales; Oleaceae. The record is from the annotation of a GenBank genome assembly.